AUGGACGCAGUCCAAGCUCAUUCCGGCGGUAUCUUCUUUCUAUACGGAUAUGGUGGCACCGGUAAAACUUUCGUAUGGAACACAUUAUCAACGGCUGUUCGACGGAAAGGAAACAUAGUUUUAAAUGUGGCAUCAAGUGGUAUAGCAGCCCUCCUACUACCGGGAGGCAGAACAGCCCAUUCAAGAUUUGCAAUUCCGCUCAACCCUAUGGAAGACUCCAUCUGUAAUAUCAGUGCCGAUAGCCCCUUGGCAGACUUAAUAAGAGAGGCUAGAUUGAUUAUUUGGGACGAGGCGCCAAUGAUGCACAAGCAUUGUUUCGAGGCAUUAGAUCGAACAAUGAAAGACAUAAUCGGGGGAUCAAACUCAAACAAGCCGUUUGGAGGUAAAGUGGUUGUUUUUGGAGGAGAUUUUCGUCAAAUCCUCCCGGUGAUACCAGCAGGAAACAGGGAGGAAAUAGUCAAUGCUUCCCUAAAUCAUUCUUUCUUAUGGGAUAAAUGCAAGGUGUUAAAACUCACAAAGAACAUGCGUCUGCAUAGUGGACAAACCGAGCAGGACAAAGAGGAAAUCAAAAAAUUCGUCAACUGGAUAUUGACCGUUGGAAAAGGAACGGCAGAACAUCUUAAUGAAAAAGGAUAUUUUGAAGACAAGGCAAUUCUGGUUCCCACAAAUGAGGAGGUGGACUCGAUCAACGAAUACGUACUAUCGAAGAUAAAAAGCGACGAGCAUACGUACUUCAGCUCAGACAGCGUCUGCCCGUCAGAGUUCAUUGACGAGUUCCAACAGUCUUUGUACGCACCCGAAAUCCUAAACGGGUUCAAAGUUUCAGGAAUCCCUAACCACAAGCUGGUGCUAAAGGAAGGCGUGCCUGUGAUGUUACUUCGCAAUAUAGACCAUCGUAACGGGUUAUGCAAUGGAACAAGAUUGAGGGUAACAAGAUUAGGGAAGCAUGUCAUUGAAGCAGAAGUGAUAUCUGGCAACAACAUUGGAUACAAAACAUACAUCCCAAGAAUGAAACUAAUACCGUCAGAUCAAAGAAUCCCGUUCAAGUUUCAUAGACGACAAUUUCCGUUGGUCGUUUCUUUCGCAAUGACAAUAAACAAAAGUCAAGGCCAAUCUUUAUCAACCGUGGGUUUGUAUCUACAACGACCAGUUUUCACGCACGGAGAAUUGUAUGUUGCAAUCUCUCGGGUGAAGUCGAAAAAGGGUCUCAAGGUGUUGAUAUGCGACAAAGACGGGAAGCCUAAAAGCAAUACAACGAAUGUCGUCUACAAAGAAGUGUUGCAAAAGAUGAACGACGAUACGUCCUUUUGA
Messenger RNA from Erigeron canadensis, 1311 nucleotides. Its product is annotated as ATP-dependent DNA helicase PIF1-like. Gene Ontology annotation, molecular function: DNA helicase activity. The coding region runs from base 1 to 1311 and encodes 436 amino acids. Gene Ontology annotation, biological process: telomere maintenance; DNA repair. The record is from RefSeq and is a predicted model, not a curated record. Lineage: Eukaryota; Viridiplantae; Streptophyta; Magnoliopsida; Asterales; Asteraceae. The transcript is spliced from 2 exons.